AUGACUGUUCCCGCGAUACGCCUCGUUUCAAAACCAGUCCGAAUCGAAAGCCUGGAAUCUUCAAAGGACCUCCAAAGAUAUUCCAAAACCCGACCCCUUAUAAACAACCUUAGCUUUUCCUUCAGGAAUAAUUCUUCCUUCUUUGCUUUUAUUUUCUUCUUGAUCUUCUUUAUCUGUGUAAUUGUAUUCAAUUCCAUUAAUUUCCACUACUUUAUCAAAUUCCCUUUCAUCAUUUUCACAUUGAUCUUUCGGUUGUUCAUUUAUAAAUAACGGACGUCUUACAAAAUUCCCUUCAAUUUCUUCAAUUUCCUCAAAUAUCCGCGCAGACUUUGAUUUUUUUAGACAAAAAAUGUCGAGACAUGAACUACUAUUUUCUAUUACAUCUAAAUGUUUUAUUU
Messenger RNA from Meloidogyne enterolobii, 398 nucleotides. NCBI's taxonomy places the organism in Eukaryota, Metazoa, Nematoda, Chromadorea, Rhabditida, Meloidogynidae. The record is from the annotation of a GenBank genome assembly.